Syngnathus typhle (broad-nosed pipefish) is the source of this 1561-nucleotide messenger RNA. Its product is annotated as leucine-rich repeat-containing protein 24-like. NCBI's taxonomy places the organism in Eukaryota, Metazoa, Chordata, Actinopteri, Syngnathiformes, Syngnathidae. The record is from RefSeq and is a predicted model, not a curated record. The coding region runs from base 829 to 1338 and encodes 169 amino acids. The transcript has 2 exons.
UACGUGUCUCCUGGUUCGUUGCAUCGCCGGGUCCCGCCAAACCACUUCUGUCAGACGAAGGCAGACCUAAGAUGCUGGCCCAGCGAAGAAGUUCUCUUCCCAGGACUUUCUUUUCCAGGUCCUCCUAAUGGACGCUGGCUUGUCGACAAUGCAGCACGUCUUCCUCCGUCAGUCAGAAGGUGGGUAUGAGGGUCCCGGGUUUCGGCACCAAAAUGUUAGGGUGGUGCUCACUCUAACUUAUUUUGCAAGAACCACUUGGAGACAAGUUAGUCGUUUUGGGCACCUGCAGGCGGAGAGUCCAUUCGUCACUGUGCGUACAGCAAUGAUCGAAUGACGUCUGACUCUCGCUUCCCACAAGACCAUCUUUAUUAGGAGAAAAAGGGUGGGGGUGACAGUGGACUGAAUAGACAAGUAAAAAAGGCCCUUGACCUCUAGAUUAUCAGGGCAGGGGAUGUUUUACGACAUUGUGUAGGAUGGAACAAGCUAGGUUAUUUAUUACUGGUUACACACCAACAUAAGCAUAAAACUGAUCUACCAAGGUUAUUCAUUACUGGUUACAUACAUUCCAACAUAAUCAUAUGAUCAAGAUAGUUUUGGAAAACCCUGACACUCAGCAACGUGACGGUGGCACAUGCCGGCGUGUACGAGUGCGAGGCCUGGAACGCGGGCGGCACAGUGCGGGUCACCUUCCAGCUCGCCAUCAACUCUUCGUCCUCGUCUAUCUGGGCCGGCUGGGCGCAGGCGGCGCCCCUCGACACGCCGGUGUGGCCGCGCCUGCGGAGUGGCGGCGGUGAGGUGAGCCAGGAGCCUCUCUACGCUCUGGGCAGCAUGGCCUUUGGCGCACUGGCCGCUGCCACGCAGAUGGCCAUCGCCGCCGGCAUCUCGCUGCUGGUGCUCACCGCGCUGCUGCUGGUCGCCAUGAUCUACAGCCGACGACUGCGAGAACACAAGGACCAGCACGCUGCGAACAAGGAGGAGAGCAUCCUUUACCUGAACGACUACUCGGACGGGCCGACCACGUUCGCCCAGCUGGAAGAGUUCCGGGACGAGCGUGGCCACGAGAUGUUCAUCCUGAACCGUGCCAAACCCGUGUUGCCACCGGCCCUGCCCGCUGCCCCCCCUGACGCCGGCGGCCCCUUUGGCUCCUUGGCAACCGGCCCACCUCCCAGCCCCUCGCUCCCCACCGCUGAGGCGGACAGCGACAUUCAGACCGCGCGAAGAAUUGCUGGCGAGGGUGGCGAGGCGGAGCCGGUCAUGACGCCAGAGGGCGAGGGGGUCUUUGUCAACCACGCCGGCUUGUUUGUGGACUCUCUGACGGCCUACGAGAUCAACUGCUGAAUACAGGCCGACACUGUGACCCGAUGGCUGUGCUUUUAUCAAAACUCCUUGGACAAACACUGAGCAGCUUUCUGGACUUUUGUGUACUGGCGCAUUUGCUUCUCCUUCGUACUCGUCUUCUUUGGAAAGUGAGCAAGAGAAAAUAGAAUUUUGCAGACAAACCGGGCUUGUCCUUUGAAAAUAGCAGCGAAAGAUGGAGGGUCACCUGACAUCGUUUGGUGAU